AGCAGCAAGGUCCCACAUCCUGGUACUUUUCACCGUUGUCAAGGCAGCGAUAGAGAGAAAGGCUGGCUCGCGGAAAGUAUCUGCAGUGUCCUGACAGUAUAUCUGUCCAAACGUUAACAAACUGUCCCGGAAAGUUAGGUGUAACUACCAGGACUUUACCAUCUGGCGUCUGUUAAUGUCCAGAUGUGGCGGGUGACCACCCGAGAUGGGAGAUGGACAUAACAAGACCUAUAGGAUGCUACUCAAUAGCUAAAGGCUGACGAUAUCCAUAUCUGGAGGACAUUGGACGAUAAAUAGUAGGAUGAGUGAGGAUUCCGUUGCCAGCACAGUUUGGUGAAGAGUAGGAACGGUGACCAAGCAGCAACACGACCAUCAUGCCAACCACCCAGGGAACGGGAGGGGCUGGCAGCCCACGGGUUCAGCGCUACCGUCCGGCCUCGGAGUUUGACAACGCCACCCUCGCCCAGAAGAGAGAGUACUGGAGGACUAAGAAACGAGAGCAGAGGGCUAAGUUGUCAGAGGUCAAGAAGGAGAGGUCAAAAGCAACAAACAGAGGAAGUAAAUCCUUGGACAGUAAUGCAGUCCAUAAAACCAUAACCUCAAUGGGGUUGAAUUCUGGUGCCUCUUGUUCAAUAGCAGGGUCUGCCCCCCCUUUGUUGAAUAGUGAUGGUUCCUACCAAACUUAUGUCGGCGGUGCACCUGUAGUCUUAUUGAAGGGAAAGGGCUCUGCUGUCUCCUAUAAUCAGAACCAUAGUGUUGAGGAAGGGGGCCCAAACUAUUCCUCAGCAAACCAAAAGGAGAGUUGGUUCCAGAGGAUAAAACUCAACAAAGUCUUGCCUCAGUUCCCAAUGUCCAGUGCAGGCCCAGGAAAAGGUGCAAUGGUCUGCAAGAUGGCAGUGAACAGUUAUCCAACAGGGAGCGCCGUGAUUGGAACAGUUACCUCAGCCAAACCCAAUGGAGUGCUUCUCAACAGUGGCUCCUUUGUGCCUCCGGUAAGAGUGGCGGUGAGAGCCUCAGGCUCUGCACCUCGCCAACCACAGAGCGGAAUGACUAUUCUCAAUGGCAGCUCUCCUGUAGUGUCAUCUGAGCAGCAUCUGACCACCCAGAGUGUAUCAAGGCCCGAUGCAAUGACAAAGACGCAAGUUACAGUGUCUGUUCAGCCUAGAUCGCUAACCACUAACAUUACCACAGGGAUGGCCAUCGUGACCACUCAAUCUGCCCCUAUGCUCGCUCACAAACCAGGGGUUAGGCCUAGAGGGAUGAAAGUAACACCGCUAGGCGGGAAAAAGAGUGCAGUGGUCACGGCCCAAGAAGUUAGAAGCAUCAACGACACAUCAGCUACACCGGAGACUGAGGAGGAGCGAGCCGCCAAGCGCAGAGAGAAUUGGCGCAUCAAGAAAAGAGAACAGCGAGCGAAGCAAGCGGCUAGGUUAAGCAAGGCCAGCAAAAGAAUCACUAACAUGGAGGUAUCGUUGCAGAAAGUAGAACUGUUACCAAACGUGGACGUUGAACGUCCCCAGUCCGCUUUGAGUGGACAGGGCCAGAGGCAGUGUGUUAGUAGGGUCAGUGCCCCAUUCAUCUCAGCCGGACGGCUGCUGAAGAACGCCAGAGCAGUGGCUAGCUUUGCUGUCAAAAGGGAGUCUGACGAUUCAAUCCUGGCUAAGCUAACCACAGUCGACGCUAAUGAACAGACCGUUCAGCUAAGAGCAGAGAAUCUGCAGGAGGCUAAAGCAACAAUGCAGACUGGUAUCACAUCUAAUAUAAUUGGUUAUAAACCAGCAGGGGAACCAAGCAGAAGGCUACCUGGUCCAGUGCAGUUUGCCAACGUUAACCGAGUUAUGGUCCGUUGUAGGACUCCGAGACAGAGGUUCAUUGAAACCCAAAGGAAUUUCCUGGGUCAGAGAAAGAUGAGGAAGUCCCCCUGUCAUGCCAAAGCCUUAACAAUCUACAACGCACCACGAGAUGACUCAAAGGAGACCCCCGAGCAGAGGGCGGCCCAGAUGCGGGAAUACUGGCGCGUCAAGAAGCGGGAGCAGCGAGCCAAGCUUUCUGGCGAAGUCCGAGCUAAGAUGAAGGAGAGGGAUGCUCUGAUGCAAAGAGUCAAGCGUUACCAGAGCAUCCUGGAGGAUAUGAGGAAGGACAGAGCAGCGGGCUGCAACACGCUGCCACAACCAACAGAAAAUAGGCCUACUCACACCAGCGCCUCAGAGAUCAUUGGAGGUUUCAUCAUGGAGGAUGGCACAGUGACCAAUAAUAUUCCUCAAAUUGAUCUCACUACAGAAGAAAAAGAGAUUGGGGGUGAAAUUGGUAGCAGUAGUGGGAUGCCUGUUAAUAAUUUAUUUACCAACACACACCGCCAACACCAACUGCUUCCCAAACCUACUGGUGAUGCCUUUAGUAAUGUGGUGUUAAAUCAUCAAACACAGGACAACCCACCACCUCCUCUAAUCCGUUCUGCUCCGUUUCAAGUCUCUUGUCCUCCCGUCGGCCUGUCGAUCAUGAAUCCUCCCAGGUUGGUUUCAAUCAGACCGAGGACUGAAUAUCGCAGCACACCGAAAAACCUCUUGAAUUUACACACAGUCUUCCAGCCCCAGAGUCAUAUCACCCUCACACACCCUCAAAACAUCCAAAACACCUUUCCUGGUGUGCCUACAGCAAUGCCAAAGCCGGCUAGCUGUGUCAUGCAGAUGGCUGUCAAAGCUUCUACAGCAUCAGCAGUGCUUAACUUGGACCCAAAGCUAACAGAGGAGGAAAGUAUGGCUAAGAAGAGGGAGUACUGGAGGGUAAAGAAACGAGAGCAGAGGGCAGCCCGCGCCAUCCGCCUAAGGCAAGGAGUUCAAGCUCGGGGAAAUGCUGCCUCACAGAAGAGGCGGAACCAAAGGUUAGCGCGAUUAGCCAAUCCCAAUGUCAACACCUCUGUCAGCCACACACACACUAUCAAGCCUCUCUCAAACACCAGUCUGCCCAUGCCUCCACCGGGAAACCAAAUAAAAAAAGAAAGAGAAUCAAUCUCAACACAUGCUCCAUGUCCUCCACUGGAACAACCCCUCUGUGUUGAUAUCAAACUGUCCCCGUCUCCACCACAUCCAGAGCCACCAGACCUAGCCUUGAGUGCUGACAGCCAGGCCACCACUCUCCUGGCAGUGGCCUCUAUGAAGAAGCUUCUGGAGGAAUCUCUCAGCACUGUGGCUGACUGUAAAACGGAACAGCCUGACUGUAUUACAGAACAGCUGCCUUGUAAAAGUGAACCCCAGGCUUGUUCCUCCAAGGAGAAUGCCGUCCAGAUUGAGGUCAAGCCAAAUCUACCUCUGCUCACCCUGGGAGACGAGGAGAAAGCCUCCAUAUCUGGUGACCUAUUGUUGGAGGUCAAAGGGUGGCAGGUGGAUGCUGACGCCCCGCCACCAUGUCAGGUGACCAUUCGUGCACUGAGUCCUCAUCCUAAGGACUCUCCCCUAUCCAGUCCUUGUGCUAACACCCUCUCUUUCUCAGCUUCCCCUCUCAAUCGGUCCGAACCCCCCUCUCACACACCCACACAACCUUGCUCCCACAAGGCAGCUUCCGGAGAACCACCCCUCCCUGUCCCUCGUAGAGCCCAGAGGUUGCGUGCCAAAAAAGCAGGCCACCACCACUGCUGCUCCCCAGAACCUCCAAAGCUACAUCACCAGCCACCACAACAACAACCACCUUGCCAACUUCAAAAUCAACACCAGCGUCAACAACAUCAAAAACACCCCCAACAACAGCAGCAGCGUCAGCAACAUCACCACGCCCCGGCGGUGACAGACCAGAAUGUGACUCUGCAGAAGAAGAGGGAGUACUGGAGGAUGAUGAAGAGGCAGCAGAGAGCCAGGAAGGCUCGGCAGGGAGGAGGGGGGCUGAGGCAGGGGGACUACAGCAGACGACUAGCCCUCAAAGCAGCACAGGCUCCGAAUCUCCAUAUUGUCAAGACUCCGACACAGAGGCCAGUGCAGAGAGGCGGGAGCUUCAGUCUACAAGCCGCACCAUUGCUCAAACCCCAGCCCUCCCCCCUUCUCCAGCCUAUAUCUCCCCCUGACUCUGGACCUCAGGCAAGCCUCAGCAUGGUCACCAACAUCCCUACACUUCUGGUUGUGAGCCCCAGCACCUCCAACAUGGGACAGCCAUCUGAUACACUACAGCUCAGACCUCCGGUCAACUGUACCAGUAUUUCCAAUUCAUCCAUUGGCCACACAGGGUCCCCCCAGACAUCUCACAGCUUCAGUACCGCAUUUCUCCCUGUAGGAGGCGGUGUCACUGUCCCUCCAUUGGGUGAGGGGAAGAAAGGUGGGCUGCUAUUGGUGGAGAGCCAACAGGAAGCGGCCCCGGGGUCCAGCCCUGAUUCGCCACGUGUUAGAAAAUGGCGAUUGCAAGUGCAGGAAAUCUCAGACGCAGACGCCUCACCCAUCGCUACUCUCACACCUCCGCCCAACCCUCUGACUAGCAUCAAGCUCUUACCAAUUCAUCCUCCCAGGCAAACGUCCACGUUCACACCAACACAGACUCCUUUCAAAUGUCAAGGUGCUCAGAUUCCUCAAAGUGGGAAUUUACUAAAUGUAGGAUUGCCUACAAUGCAGGGGCUCACCAGAAGCCCCAUCUACAUAAGCUCCAUGGGUCCGCCCAAGCCAGUGCCGGGGGAGUCUGAAGAGGAGACUCUGAGGAAGAAGAGGGAGUACUGGAGAGUGAAGAAGAAGGAACAGAGAGCUAGGAAGGCCAUGAGGGACAGGGAGCUGACUGAGAAGAGGGCUUCGGUCAACUGGAGGCCCAUCCUCCCCAGCAGUCAGCCUCAACACCUGCUGCAGGGGCUGGAUACACAGUUAAUUUCCAUUAGGGCUGACCGUCAUUUUUCUCAACCAAAGGAACAGGGUCCUGAGCAGUGGGUCAACACCUCGGAGGGCUCUGAACUACAUCUAAGUACUUCCACAGAGACAGACAUGGGCUACUUUCCUGACCAAAGCCAUCCGGAACCUACAGAAGAGGAAUCAGAGCUCAUUUUCCCAGACGGUGAUCAUAACGACAACUACAACGGCCCCAUCUCAGAUGCUGUAUGGAGGAACUGCUACCUCAUGGACUACGACCCCCUGAACCAGCUGCUGGUGUGCAUGGUGUGCGGGGAGCUCCAGUACUCCCACAGCCUGGAGGGGGUGAGGGCCCACAUCGAGGAGGCCCACCCGGACACCCUGAGCCUGGUGCCCCCGGAGCGCCGGCACAUCCUGGAGGCCUGGGACGAACAGGUGUCCAGGAGAGAACUUUUCUUUACCAGCCAGCUGCAGCAGCACAGCGGUGGGAUGGGAGGGGACAGUGCCAACCUCCCAGCAGAAGUAGAAGUAAUGGUUGAUACAGAGGACUCGUCAUACCUGAAGAACAGCAAGAGCUCCAAAACCACCAACAGACUCUGAGAGCUAAGAAGAAGCACAAAUCACUAAAUGCCAGACAGCGAAAAACAACAUUGUUCAGAAGUAGAGGAGGAAAAGAAAAACGUUACUGCUGGUUUCUUUUAAUGUCUGUUUAUUUAUUUUUAGAGCAGUUCACCUCUACAAAAGUUCAACUAAACUUGAACUGCAUACAUAGGUGACAUUGAACCACAAGAGACGAGCUUUACCUCAUUAACUUUGGGAUACACACACACACUCGCUGUUUUUGAAAGCGCAGUUUUGUAGCGAUUGUCAUUCUCUACUACUAAAACCAAGUCUCCUAUGCCCGAAGCAAACAGUUAAUAUUCAUGUCGUCACUGGGUUCAAUAACGUCAUUGCGCUUUAUGAAACACACUUAAGCAGACAGGAGGGCUCUCCUCGUCAACUGAAUGGGUUAACAUCCCUGUUUUAAUGCAUCCAUGACGAACAGGUCAGUUAUGUUCUUCAAUCUGAAUGAAUGACAUGUCCUUGGUCUAACUCAAUGUAUCAGAUAUGAUAUGAUGCAGGUUUAAGGGCAAAUCGCAGCCGUGUAAAUUUGACUUGAGACCAUGCGUCAUUUGAAAUUGUCUACGGGUGAUCAGCUGUUUGAUAUUCGUCUGUACAUACAGUACCAGUCAAAGGUUUGGACACACCUACUCAUUCCAGGGUUUUUCUUUGUUUGUACUAUUUUCUACAUUGUAUAAUAAUAGUGAAGGCAUCAAAACUAUGAAAUAACACAUUUGGAAUCAUGUAGUAAAUAUAAAAAGGGUUUAACAAAUCAAAAUAGAUGUUCUAUUUUUAGAUUCUUCAAAGUAGCCAACUUUUGCCUUUGCACACUGUUGGCAUUCUCUCAACCAGCUUCAUGAGCACUUGUUGGCUGCUUUUCCUUCACUCUGUGGUCCAACUCAUCCCAAACCAUCUCAGUUGGGUUGAGGUUGGGUGAUUGUGGAGGCCAGGUCAUCUGAUGCAGCACUCUCCUUCUUGGUCAAAUAGCCCUUACAUAGCCUGGUGGUGUGUUGGGUCAUUGUCCUGUUGAAAAAUAAAUGAUAGUCCCACUAAGCGCAAACCAGAUGGGAUGGCGUAUCGUUGCAGAAUGCUGUGGUAACCAUGCUGGUUAAGUGUGCCUUGAAUUCUAAAUAAAUCACAGACAGUGUCACCAGCAAAGCACCAUCACACCUCCAUGCUUCACGGUGGGAACCACACACUCGGAGAUCAUCUGUUACACUACUCUGCGUCUCACAAAAACACAGCAGUUGGAACCAAAAAUCUCAAAAUUAGACUCAACAGACCAAACGACAGAUUAUCACCGGUGUAAUGUCCAUUGCUCGUGUUUCUUGGCCCAAGCAAGUCUCUUUUUAUUGGUGUCCUUUAGUAGUGGUUUCUUUGCAGCAAUUCGACCACGAAGGCCUGAUUCAUGCAGUCUCCUCUGAACAGUUGAUGUUGAGAUGUGUCUGUUACUUGAACUCUGUGAAGCAUUUAUUUGGGCUGCCAUUUCUGGGGCUAGUAACUCUAAUGAACUUAUCCUCUGCAGCAGUGGUAACUCUGGGUCUUCCUUUCCUGUGGCGGUCCUCAUGAGAGGCAGUUUCAUCAUAGCGCUUGAUGGUUUUUGCGACUGCACUUGAAGAAACUUUCAAACUUCUUGAAAUGUUCCAAAUUGACUGACCUUCAUGUCUUAAAGUAAUGAUGGCUGUUCUUGCCAUAAUUUGGACAUGGUCUUUUACCAAAUAGGUCUAUCUUCUGUAUACCACCCCUACCUUGUCACAACACAACUGAUUGGCUCAAAUGCAUUAAGGAAAGAAAUUCCACAAAUUAACUUUUAACAAGGCACACCUGUUAAUUGAAAUCCAUUCCAGGUGACUACCUCAUGAAACUGGUGGAGAGAAUGCCAACAGUGUGCAAAGCUGUCAUCAAUAUAAAAUCUAUUUUGAUUUGUUUAACACCUUUUGGUUACUACAUGAUUCCAUAUAUGUUUUUUCAUAGUUUUGACGUAUUCACUAUUGUUCUACAAUGUAGAAAAUAGUAAAAAAUAAAGAAAAACCCUGGAAUGAGUAGGCGUAUCCAAACUUUUGACAUUUUAUAAUUUCAUUUUAUAUUUUUUCACAAUUCCUAUCAGUUUUGUUAUUCAGAUCCAAGGGAUGUCCUUGCAUGGGGUUAUUUUAAAUAUGCCGUAAAAAGUAGAUUUUUUUCCCGGUCCCACUUUAAAACGGAGAGCAACUUAUAAAGCAGGGUCCUCCAACUGGCGUCACGCCAGUUUGGUUUUAUUUGCCCCCCCCCAAGUUCUCUGAGCCAAAAAAUAAGACUGUAAACACCAGCAAAUCAGCUCUGAGAUUUUAAUUUUGGAGAUCUGUUCCAAAGUUAUCCCAAGCAGAAGAGAGAUGCGAUCGUAUACAAAUGAGAACAAGGUUCAAGUCAUCUGUAAACGUAAGUGAUACUCUAUGAAUGGUGUACAAACAGUGCAUGUCGUCACAUUUGGCAAUUUUACCCUACAGUGGGAAUUGUCACCUUUUGGAGAGUAUGACAUACGCGUAUUGAUGAUUUGUGAAGCAUUGAUUUAGUGCUUGUGAAGCCUUUGUGUAUGCUAUACAGGUUGCACUUCGUUCAAAGUGGGACCGAUUUUUCUAGAUAUUAAUGCAACAUACUUUACAACACUGAAUCUUCAAAAUACUUGUGACUUUUUAAAAAAAAAACUGUUUUCGUAUAACGUUUUUCUGAAAUGUAAAAGAAUUCUUCCUUUAAAGAACAUUUACGUUUUUGUAAUGGUGAUUUGACACAUGUAUGCCCGCACUGUAAAUACAACGUUUAUGUUUAAAGGGGUGGUUAAAUGUCAAUACCCUUAAUGUAUUAUUUGAUUUCCUAUGAAAAUAAACCUAACCCUUUAUGGUUAGUGGUACUCAUACUGCUUCUGAUUUAGUUAAUAUUUCCUUGUCUCUAUACAUACUGUGUACAUUUAACUCUUUCAAUGUAUUUAUUUGGUCUGAACAAUCAGUCAGUGACACAUGACUAUUUCAUUUGUAUUUAAUAUCUUUGAUUAAACGAUCAACAAAUCAGCAUUUUUCUCCCAGUCAAAAUUACGAUCCAAUGGCCUGCUGCUUGGAUGUGGAGUGUUGGACAUGUAUAUACGUAUAGGAAGUAUCAGAGAUCAUGUGGAAGAGAUUUUCAUUUGCGGUGUUUUUGGUUCACCAAUAUGCUGAAAAUAAAUGUCCAAGAGCACAGUCUGAAAUUGCAUUGAAAACAGAAAGUACUGUGAACUUUUUCUUGUACAGCUGUGACGAACUUUAAAAUGUACAGGGGACACUGACCUUGCUGUACUAUUUACCUGUUGAGAAUGUACCACUUUCAAUUGGUUCCUACCUUGUUUGUUUAAAAGGGAAUGUUCAAAUGCCAUUUUUUUUAAUAGGUACUAAUAAACCCUUUUGGUAACCUUUUUAAA
Molecule: messenger RNA, 8838 nt
Organism: Oncorhynchus nerka (sockeye salmon)
Lineage: Eukaryota; Metazoa; Chordata; Actinopteri; Salmoniformes; Salmonidae
Exons: 8
Coding region: 375-5414 (1679 amino acids)
Biological process (GO): negative regulation of DNA-templated transcription
Source: RefSeq, a predicted model, not a curated record